AUGGAGACUGAGAAAAAUGGGCUUACUUCGAUCUGGGUUCGUGGUCCGUCAACAGCCGCACAUUUCCGCAUAAUGGGACUGAAACGUCCCGUGGAUCUGGAUGAAAGUUACCAACUCUUUAUAAUAUCCUGCGAGGACACGGUCCAGCCCAGUUCGGGGGUUUGCACCGCCCUCCUGGCUCUGACGACUGCGCUUUCAGAAAAGGAUGUCAGCGUUGUAACGAUUCACGAUUGCAGCAUCAUAUACGAUGUCCAUUUCUACUCCAUGGUCCACCUCGAGACCAGGAUGGGACGGAACGACUUCAUGACCAACCAUCGCCACAGUUUACACUGGGUUUUGCAGAACCUCCAUGGGAAUUCUACGAUAGAUGGGAUGAGGGCUGCAUUAUAUGACACGAUAUUACACUUUAUCUUCCCGUCUUUCGCGGCAAAGAGACGGGAAAUCCUUCCUCUGCUUAGGCGUCUACUUGAACUGCAAAGUCUUUCAGACGAAUCGCCAACAUUGGCCGAGUCAAUAUCUGCGGUUGCAGAGAGAAUUUGUCCGGAAUUUGAUCCGGUUAUUCAGGACAACUACUUUCACUUGACCAUCAAGAACGAGAAAAUGUAUCGGGACUGGAACACCUGGAAAGAUGGACCACCUUCCGAAUCGCCCUUUAAUAGACUCAACGAGAAUUCACCAAGUCUGGAAGUGAACUACUUCGACUCACUUACACAGGAUAAGAAUAAGUGGACUUCACUCGGCAACAGAUACAACCCGAAACGGCCCGAGUUCUGGAAAAGACCUGUCUUUCCAGUUAUGCUGCGGUUUUAUGUCAACUAUCUCUUGCCACUCAUCAAGGAUACCACCAUGUUUAGGGCAAUGUGUUAUGCGCGUGAGUUCAACAUCCUUUUGAACGAGGAUUUUGAAACUCCCAUGGCUCGCAAACCAACGCCUGAAGACUCUUGUGUCUUUCUCGAAGGCUGGGUUCGUGGUCUUCUUGAUGAACUUGGUCUUCUGUGGUCAUUGGAGAGAAUCACCAUUGUAUGA
This is a messenger RNA of Diaporthe citri, 1026 nucleotides long. RefSeq lists its product as uncharacterized. Lineage: Eukaryota; Fungi; Ascomycota; Sordariomycetes; Diaporthales; Diaporthaceae. The transcript has a single exon. Bases 1 to 1026 code for a protein of 341 amino acids. The record is from RefSeq and is a predicted model, not a curated record.